UGCCAGUUACUGGUAGCACAAUGUAUUCGUGCCAUUAAGAAAUUUGCGCGUUCUCAGAUGCUUAUUGUUAGCUCUUCAGCAGCAGUUAACCUACAAACGCUAACCAAUUUACUCUACUGUCGCUAUAUCAUUCUGCCACUGAUCCUUGUCCUACGGAUUGUUGAUGCGGUAACAUGCCCACUGGAAUCAUCAUCACAAAUCGGUUCAGCUAGCAGCAGUAGUAGCGCCAGUAAGUCGUUAACGCUAACAAAACGAAAAAUUUGUCCGGAUUUCAAGGAUAAUGAGGACGAGAAAUACUGCUGCCCGUCACAUGUUGUGCCUGGAAGUUACUACUGCUGUUCCCAGGAGCAUCUUUAUAAAAUCGAAGCGGAAAAAGCUGCUGAAGUGAGGCGACAGUUCAUCAAAAAAACCUCACUUUGA
Gongylonema pulchrum is the source of this 420-nucleotide messenger RNA. The record is from the annotation of a GenBank genome assembly. Lineage: Eukaryota; Metazoa; Nematoda; Chromadorea; Rhabditida; Gongylonematidae.